AUGUUCUUCAAGAUUCUUGUUCUGGUUUCUCUGCUAGCCGUUUCGGCUAACGCUCAAGGGACCAGUUUCGUGUACAACGGUUUCCAAUUGGGAAAGCUGAGCCUCGAUGGGAUGGCCUGGGUUACCCCCGAUGGCCUCCUGAAUAUGGGCUACGACGUCAGACAGAAUAUGGGCCACGCCUUCCAUCCCGAGCCAGUCCAGUUCAAGAACUCGCCAAACGGCUCCGGCUUCUCCUUCUCCACCACGUUCGUCUUUGCGAUCCGACCUCGGUAUAAGACUCUGGGCGGCCACGGGAUCGUCUUCAUGGUCACGCCUCAGAGAGGCUUCCCCGGGUCCCUGUCUAGCGAAUACCUUGGCAUUUUCAACCAAACUGACCACGGCAACGAAACCAAUCAUGUGUUUGGGGGUGGAAUUUACACGUUCCAGAGCAGCGAGUUUAAUGACAUCAAUGACAAUUAUGUCGGAAUCGACUUGAACGGGUUGAUAUCAGCAAAUUCAACUCCGGCAGGGUAUUAUGCAUAUGGUGAUGACUUCAAGAACUUGGCUCUAAUCAGUGGUGAAGAAAUGCAAGUUUGGGUGGACUAUAAUGGAACUGAAAAGCGGAUCACUGUCACAUUGGCUCUGAUCAAAGUGCAAAAGCCAAACACUCCCCUUCUGUCUCUUACAUGGGAUCUCGCGUCAGUUAUCAACGUGAACAUGUACGUUGGCUUCUCGUCAUCGAUCGGUUCAACCCAAACUUCUUACUAUGUUCUGGGUUGGAGCUUCGGGGUAAAUGCAAAGGCUCAGGAACUUGCCCUGUCCCAACUUCCUAAGCUUCCUCAGGUCGGUAAAAGGAUACGUCGAAGGUACUGA
Messenger RNA from Eucalyptus grandis, 852 nucleotides. RefSeq names its product L-type lectin-domain containing receptor kinase IV.1-like. The coding region runs from base 1 to 852 and encodes 283 amino acids. The transcript has a single exon. The record is from RefSeq and is a predicted model, not a curated record. Gene Ontology annotation, molecular function: carbohydrate binding. Lineage: Eukaryota; Viridiplantae; Streptophyta; Magnoliopsida; Myrtales; Myrtaceae.